AUGUUUGAAAUUUUGGGCUGCUUGCUAACAAUAAGAUGCGACGCUAGGGAGUACUGCAGUGCGUUCGAUCAUACAGACCUGCAGAUAGCUGCCAGUCUGAAGUUCACGCACUCUUCAAGUUCUAAUAAUAAACUGCCACAUCAACCACAACCACACCAACCACAACUACAUCAACCACAACUACAUCAACCACAACUACAUCAACCACAACUACAUCAACCACAACUACAUCAAUCACAACUACAUCAAUCACAACUACAUCAACCACAACUACAUCAAUCACAACUAGAAGACCCACAACCGCAGCAGCAACACCAAUGCCACGAACAGCCACAACAUCAACAACAAACACCACAAACACAUCAACUACAGCCACAACAACUGCAGCCACAACAACUGCAGUCACAACAGCAACAAACACGUCAACCACAUCAGCCACAACAACCACAACAUCAACAACAGCACUAUGACGAACAACACAAACAUUUUCAACAGAACUUCCAACACUUACUGCUAAGAGAGCGCAACCCAUUCAGACUGAAGGUAUGA
Messenger RNA from Helobdella robusta, 549 nucleotides. RefSeq lists its product as hypothetical. NCBI's taxonomy places the organism in Eukaryota, Metazoa, Annelida, Clitellata, Rhynchobdellida, Glossiphoniidae. The transcript has a single exon. The record is from RefSeq and is a predicted model, not a curated record. Bases 1 to 549 code for a protein of 182 amino acids.